Molecule: messenger RNA, 2368 nt
Organism: Trichogramma pretiosum
Lineage: Eukaryota; Metazoa; Arthropoda; Insecta; Hymenoptera; Trichogrammatidae
Gene: AdipoR
Product: adiponectin receptor protein
Exons: 7
Coding region: 16-1326 (436 amino acids)
Biological process (GO): adiponectin-activated signaling pathway
Cellular component (GO): plasma membrane
Molecular function (GO): signaling receptor activity
Source: RefSeq, a predicted model, not a curated record
UGCGUAGGUGUUCACAUGAGAUCAUUAGAUCAGUCGAAGCAUUGUCUCAACUCUCAUAUAUUAAAAUAUUUGAAUUGUUCAAACAUUCAACCACAUCCAAACGUAAUUAUGGACAACGAGAAUGUCAAUGGAAUUGUUGAGGAAAAGAGCUUUGAUUCUAAUAUCAUGGAAGAAUCUCAGAUUCGUCACAGAACACCAUGGAGCGAUAGAAUUUCCCUAAAUAGUGAUAUUCCUGGACUUCAUGAAGUCAAAGAAUUACUUGAAGAAGAUGACACAAGCUGCUUGGCAGAAGAAGAAGAUGGAGUUGGCUGUCCACUGCCAUCCACUCCAGAAGAUGACCGUCUACUGGAUUGUGAGAUGACUGAAGUUUUGAAAGCUGGAGUUCUCAGUGAUGAAAUAGAUCUUGGAGCCUUGGCUCAUAAUGCAGCAGAGCAAGCAGAGGAAUUUGUUCGCAAGGUUUGGGAAGCAUCGUGGAAGCAAUGCCAUUUCCGUAACCUGCCUAAAUGGUUGCAAGACAACGAUUUUCUACAUGCUGGUCAUCGACCACCAUUGCCAUCAUUUUAUGCAUGUUUCAAAAGUAUUUUCCGUAUUCACACUGAAACAGGAAAUAUAUGGACACAUCUAUUAGGAUGUGUGGCAUUCAUAGGUAUAGCAAUAUAUUUUCUAACACAAACACAUAUGGAUAUGAAAUGGGAAGAGAAAUUAGUUAUUGGUACUUUCUUCCUUGGAGCUAUCAUAUGUUUAGGCAUGUCAUUUGCUUUCCACACUGUUCACUGCCACAGUGAAUGUGUUGGAAAGUUAUUUUCAAAACUAGAUUACUGCGGCAUUGCCAUGCUCAUUAUGGGAAGUUUUGUACCAUGGCUCUACUAUGGAUUUUACUGUGAUUAUCAACCAAAACUGAUAUAUUUAUCAGUAGUUGUGGUUCUUGGAAUAACUAGUAUUGUAGUUUCUUUAUGGGAAAGAUUUGGAGAACCCAAAUACAGACCUCUACGCGCUGGAGUCUUUAUGGGUUUUGGCCUUAGUGGAGUAAUUCCAGCUGUUCAUUACGCUGUUGCUGAAGGAUGGUUCAAAGCUAUCAGUCAAGCUUCUCUUGGAUGGUUGAUUUUAAUGGGAUGCUUAUAUAUACUAGGAGCUAUGUUUUAUGCUCUACGUGUUCCUGAACGAUUUUUCCCCGGAAAAUUCGACAUUUGGUUCCAAAGUCAUCAAAUCUUCCAUGUAUUAGUUAUUGCAGCAGCUUUUGUACAUUAUCAUGGUAUAACUGAAAUGGCCAUGCACAGAAUCAGUAUUGGUGAUUGUGCUGUACCAUCACAAAUGAUGGCUUUUUGAAACACUGUUUAAAUCAAUUGAAUUUUAUCAUAAAAGUUAAUUGUCCAAUGCAGGCACUUGAUUUUAUAAUUUUGUAAAGAAAGAUUAAUCAUUUUCAACAAAAGAUUUAAAGGUUGUUAUUGUAGUUACGUAAUUUGAUCUUCUUUAUCAAUUACAAUUAAUUUUUGAUUAACACUUUAGCUAAAAUACUUUCAAUGUUACUUUGUAUUGUAAGAACAAGUAGUUCUCUGCUUCUUCAUUAUUUACGUCGCUGACCAAAACUUAAUUUUUUACAUAGAAACUAUUAUUUAAUAAGAUUACAAAACAAUGCAAUUAUGUUAAAAAAUUCCAAAAAAGUAUAGAUAAUUUCUAGCGAAUAUUACAUUACAUAUGCAUAUUAAAGUUCUUUGAAAAAUAUUUCAUUAUGCUAUUAAAUCAAUUCUUUAGUUUUAUACAUUUAUUAAUUCAUUAGUUAUUUUAUUACAUGUGGAAAUUGCUUGCAAAUGAUGAGACUUGAAAAUAAUUAAUGUCUAUAACUUUUAAUUGAACAAAAAUAGGAGUUGCAUGUUUUGCAAUUUUGAUUGUGACUUAAAAGAAUAAGGUACCAACAUCUAUUUUGUAAGAAUUAUGAUGAACAAUAUUAUAUAAAUAUAUAUUGAUGAUAUCUUUUCAUUUUCUAUGAAAACAUUUAAUACAGUCUCUUGUAUUGGGUAUGAAAUCAUUCUGCUAUGUAUCCACAAAUUGACAGAUAAGCAGUAUAUUUCAUGAAUAAUCUUUGUAUCUUUUCUACAAAUUUAUAUACUCAAACACUAAAGCUGCUAAAUGUAUAAACUACUGUAAAUCUUCAUCACAUAUUUUUUUAUUUAUUUUUUUUUCUUCAUUUUAACUCGCUUUAAAAGUAUUUAAUUUGAUUGAACUAAAUUAUGAAUCUCGCUUAAAACUGGUAAAAAGUGGAUGAUAACUGACCAAUAAUUGGCAAAAAAUUUGGUGUAUAUCAAAGUACUGUUAAACUUUUUACAUAAUAAAGUGGGAUAUUGUUGAAUAAAAAAAAUGUUCAAAUGUU